Suricata suricatta (meerkat) is the source of this 558-nucleotide messenger RNA. RefSeq names its product ribosomal protein S17 (gene RPS17). NCBI's taxonomy places the organism in Eukaryota, Metazoa, Chordata, Mammalia, Carnivora, Herpestidae. Gene Ontology annotation, molecular function: structural constituent of ribosome. Bases 105 to 512 code for a protein of 135 amino acids. The transcript has 5 exons. The record is from RefSeq and is a predicted model, not a curated record. Gene Ontology annotation, biological process: translation. Gene Ontology annotation, cellular component: ribosome.
GGCUGGGCUCUGCGCGUCCCAGGUUAAGCGGAAGCGCCUUUCUGGCCCGCUCUUUAUAGGCCUCUCUUUUGCUUCCUGUUUCCUCUUUUACUAUACCCGCCAACAUGGGCCGCGUCCGCACCAAGACCGUGAAGAAGGCGGCCCGGGUCAUCAUUGAGAAGUACUACACGCGCCUGGGCAACGACUUCCACACCAACAAGCGCGUGUGCGAGGAGAUCGCCAUUAUUCCCAGCAAGAAGCUCCGUAACAAGAUCGCAGGCUAUGUCACGCAUCUGAUGAAGCGGAUUCAGAGAGGCCCGGUGAGAGGCAUCUCCAUCAAGCUUCAGGAGGAGGAGAGAGAAAGGAGGGAUAAUUACGUACCCGAGGUCUCAGCCCUGGAUCAGGAGAUCAUUGAAGUAGAUCCUGACACUAAGGAAAUGUUGAAACUCUUGGACUUCGGCAGUCUGUCCAACCUGCAGGUCACUCAGCCCACUGUUGGGAUGAAUUUCAAAACACCACGUGGAGCCGUCUGAAUCUGCUGUGCUGUAAUGUCUUCAAUAAACCUCGGACAAUAACCUU